AUGCCUCGCGUCAAAGCCCCCAAACCCCCUCGCAGGUACAAGUACGCGAUCCAGAGAGCCAAUGGCGCUCCUCCUCUCCCUGCCUUAAGCAAUGUCGACAGUCCCGUCUCAAAAUCCCACAGUCCAGUUCCCGCCCCUCGAAGACUCACCCCGGAAACGAAAGUGCAGCCAGCAGCGCCUCGGUUCGGAUUCUCGUCUCUCAUGUCCGGGAUUGAGAAAAACCCCGAUACCAAAAUGGCUUCGAAAAAACCAAAAGUCGGUCUCUCGAGCUCUAGCAACAGCACCAAGGCGACAAAAUCUCCGUCCACCAGACCAGCGAAAGAUGCUACCGCAAAAAUCAUAAAGAGAAAGCCUGUAGUCAAGACCAGGCCUGUAGUCGAGACCAAGCCUGUAGUCGAGACCAAGCCUGUAGUCGAGACCAACAAGUUGGCCAAAACUACCACCAGCAAAAGGAAGGCCAACGAUAUCAGCCGAGACGACUCAUCCACCACAACCACGAAAGAGAAACCUGUCAAGACCCUUACCAAGGGCACCAACAAGCGAAACCUCAGUCCAGAGGUCGUACAUGUACACGAUAACCCCACACCACCGCCAUCAAAGAAGGCGCGCACUCAAGCUGAGAGCCCGGUCCGCGAAACCUCCGUCCCAAAGCUCAAUACCCAACCCAUCGAACACCGUCCAAAGUCUUCAAUUCCCCUACGCACGUCCGCCGGCACAAAACGUACAGCUAUGCUGUCUCCUCCUCGCUCUUCAACCGAGCCACAACUGGCGAUGACACCAAAUAUACAUAAAUCUUCCUCCGGAACUCCCGAACAUAAGGCGCCACUGCCGGCGGCAACAUCAAAAAUAAACAUAUCCUCCAAAGCUCUCGAGCAUAAGGCGGCACUGACUUACCGGGAGUCGUUUUUGGGACCUCUCGCUAUGCGUUAUGGAGCGAGUAUGCGCGAUGAGAUGGGACCGAAGUGGGCGAUAGCACUUGAAGGGAAAACGGAGAGCCGUUAUUGGGAAAUUAUGUCCGGAGUGUAG
Molecule: messenger RNA, 1026 nt
Organism: Morchella sextelata
Lineage: Eukaryota; Fungi; Ascomycota; Pezizomycetes; Pezizales; Morchellaceae
Exons: 1
Coding region: 1-1026 (341 amino acids)
Source: RefSeq, a predicted model, not a curated record